CAUAACAUUGAUCAAUAUACCAUCCCACCAUGUUUGACAACAUCUGUGUUAUGCAUUACAAGCAACUUGUUGUUAUAUUGUAUAUUGAGAGUAACUGCAGCACUGCAUGACGGUGGUAGUGUGGCUAGAGGCUACCUGUACACAGAGCGCCCCGGGUGGAGCGUGAGGCCCCGGCCACACACACACACACAGCGCCCCUCGUCCAGGCUCACGCAGACUCCCUUAAGGGUGACGGCCGAAAUUGAUUGGCACAGCUGGCUUGACAUAGAUUGACACAGCUGGCUUGACAUAGACUGACACAGCUGGCUUGGCGUAGACUGACACAGCUGGCUUGGCAUAGAUUGACACAGCUGGCUUGACAUAGGCUGACACAGCUGGCUUGGCGUAGACUGACACAGCUGGCUUGGCGUAGACUGACACAGCUGGCUUGAUAUAGGCUGACACAGCUGGCUUGAUAUAGGCUGACACAGCUGGCUUGGUGUAGACUGACACAGGUGGCUUGACAGGCUUGACACAGACUGACACUUGAGGCCCCAAACAAGAGUGUGGAGCAGCAGUCAUGCCUUACGCUAACCAACCCUCGCUGAACCUCAUGGAACUCUCUGAGGAGAACAUCAAAUUUUUCAUCGAGGAUACAGAUCUAAGUGUGGCCAACAGUAUCAGACGAAUUCUUAUGGCUGAAACUCCCACUAUUGCAAUUGAUUGGGUCCAACUUGAGGAGAAUUCAACUGUCUUGAGUGAUGAGUUCAUUGCGCAUCGCAUUGGUCUCAUUCCUUUCACAUCUGACGAACGCAUUGAGCAGAUGCAGUUCUCUAGGGACUGCUCAUGCACAGACUACUGCCCAGAAUGUUCGGUAGAGUUCACUUUAGAUGUCAAGUGUCAGGAUGACCAUACACGUCAAAUCACCACAGCAGAUCUCAAGUCUUCAGAUGCCAGAGUAAUACCAGUCACCUCACGCCACCGUGAAGAUGAGGCCAGUGAAUAUGGUGAAUCUGAUGACAUUCUUAUCGUUAAGCUUCGCAAGGGUCAGUCAUUAAGACUCCGAGCUUAUGCUGUUAAAGGAUUUGGCAAGGAGCAUGCAAAGUGGAACCCCACAAGCAGUGUAGCCUUUGAGUACGACCCAGACAACGCUCAGAGGCAUACUCUUCUCCCAAAGCCAGAAGAAUGGCCCAAGAGUGAAUACUCAACCUUGGAUGAAAAUACACCCCAGGCAGAGUUUGACCCAACAGCCAAACCUAACAAGUACUACUACAAUGUGGAGAGUGCAGGAGCGCUCAAACCAGAGAAUAUCGUCCUGAUGGGGAUUGCAGCUCUUAAGAAGAAACUAUCAGAUUUGCAGAACCAGUUAAGCAUGGAGGCUCAGUCAGAUGCAUUGGCCAUCAAUUAAGUUUUGUUACACACACACCACACACACUCACACACCACACUCACACACACCACACUCACCACACACACCACACACACCACACACACCACACACACGCACACGGCUUAUUCAUUCUUUCAUAUUAGUUAAAAUAAUUAAAGAUGAUAUUGAUUGUUUUGUGUGAUCACUGGUGUGGUAGCUUAAGAAAAGAUUGUUACAGUAGUAUUUACAGUAAUAUAUAAUCUUUGCCACAAAUGCUUUAAUUACUGUGAUUAUUAUGUAUUUUUUGUUUAUUGACAGUUUUUGCUGAAUUUAUAAAGGUAGUAUACAUUUUUAUUUGCUCUGGUCUCCAAUUCUAGUUACAUAGUUUAUGUAAACAGCAGAUAUGAGAUGGAUUUAUUCCACAAAUAUAAUGAUUCAAGAAUGUACCGUGCCAUAUCCAUUGUAAUAUUACAAGAUGGAGGGGGUUAUUUGUAGAGUUCUAUAUCAUUUACAGUUGUGGGGAUUCCUUGUAUGUGUAGCAUUUCAGGCAAGAAUAAAGCCAACAAUUUAAGACUGUGUAUUGAUUAGGCCAAACAAAAAAGUAAAGUUAGUUUCUGUACACGAAAUAAAUAGAAAAUAUGACUGGUCGAUCAGAAAGCUUUUCAUUGUCAAUCUGUUUUUUUUUUUUUCAUUGACAGUAGGGGUAGUGGUGGAGUAUAUAUAUAUAUAUAUAUAUAUA
Molecule: messenger RNA, 2087 nt
Organism: Procambarus clarkii (red swamp crayfish)
Lineage: Eukaryota; Metazoa; Arthropoda; Malacostraca; Decapoda; Cambaridae
Product: DNA-directed RNA polymerase II subunit RPB3
Biological process (GO): DNA-templated transcription
Cellular component (GO): RNA polymerase II, core complex
Molecular function (GO): protein dimerization activity; DNA binding
Source: RefSeq, a predicted model, not a curated record